Molecule: messenger RNA, 3137 nt
Organism: Drosophila bipectinata
Lineage: Eukaryota; Metazoa; Arthropoda; Insecta; Diptera; Drosophilidae
Gene: stg1
Product: stargazin-like protein
Biological process (GO): postsynaptic neurotransmitter receptor diffusion trapping; neurotransmitter receptor internalization; regulation of AMPA receptor activity
Cellular component (GO): postsynaptic density membrane; AMPA glutamate receptor complex
Molecular function (GO): voltage-gated calcium channel activity; channel regulator activity
Source: RefSeq, a predicted model, not a curated record
AAAAGUCAAAGAAAAGUAUUUCUAUUUUUUUUCUGUGAAAACUUCGAGUGUUAAAAAUGAGGGACUAUCCUUCGGUGCCGAAUGUCUUUCGUGUGGCCUCAACGCACAGCAUUAAUAGCGAAAAUCCCUAUAAUAAUGCCAAGAACUUGAAAGUCAUUAGCAAUCAAAAUAACUCGAAUUCCAAUACAAAAAGUCAAGAGUCGCAACCAAAACCUUUGGCAAUGCAUCAACUAACAACUAGUGCUUCUAUAGAGAGAAGUAAUUCAACUCAACAUCAGCAGCAGCAACAGCAACAGCCACAGAAGCAACUUCAACCACAACAAUCGCCAUAUGCAACAUUGCCGAGGGGACAGCGAUUCGUUUCCCAGCCACAUCAACAAACUGGAGUGAUCAACACCAUUUCUGGCAGUAUUCCUGCCACAGGAUUUGGUUCUAUGGCUGGCAGCUUCAGUGAUCUGCAACUCAACAAUAUUGGCAACAACAGGAGACAGCAGCAGCAACAGCGACAAGUAACUGGCUUUGGAAAUUACAAAACACCAAAUGAAUUGCAACAUCAGCAGCAGCAACAGCAGAAACAGCAACAACAGCAAAUACAAUUGCAACAUCAGCAGCAGCAGCAGCAACAUAUUCUAAGACAACAGCAACAUCAUUUGGGAGGCGGAAUUGUGGGCAUGCCCGAUCAUCAGGGCGGUAUCAGCAAUAUGGUCAACACCAGUGGAGGCUACCUGUGGCUACUCACACCCGUGGCAGCCAGCAUAUCGGUGGCCAUUGUCAUCGCCGCCCUGGCCGGACCCCAAUGGCUCUUCACGGAGGAGAAGCUACCCAAUUCCAACUACAAUGGUACGGCCAACUUCAAUGCCCUGGACGACGGCGCCUACAUCACCAAAUAUACCAAGUCCAGUCUCUGGAUAUUGUGCACCACCCUGCCAGGCCUGGAUGUGGACUCAUAUAAUUGCAUUAAAAUUGACUAUUUUCCUAAAGAAGGCUACCAACCAGAUCCACAUGACUCGACGCCGGCAAUACCCUAUACUGUCACCAAAUCAUGUCCCAUUUUCCUGGCCGCAGGUGUGUUUUUGGUGAUCAGCUUUAUUGUAUUUUUGAUUCCUACCUGUUCGCAUCAAAAUAAUUUAUAUUAUUUUAGUGCUGGGAUACUGUUUAUUGUUAGUGGUUUGGUUAUGCUCAUUGGCUUGAUUGCUUAUAUUUCCAUAUUGAAAGCGGAAAUUGGGUCAAAGUUGAGGCCUCGAUCGACCCUACAACCGGCUCUGUUUAAAGUUACUUAUGGACAAAGCUUUUUCCUCUUCGUUUGUGGAUUUAUUGUCACGGAAUUUGUGGGUGUUUUGAAUAUAUUUUUAUUUAUUAAUCUACAGGAAGUGAAUUAUUAUAGUCGAUUGCCCUGCUUCAGUGUUGCCAACAUCCAGGCCAAGUUCAAGGAGGGCGCCAACCAGCAUCCAUUGAGUCAGUCCUACAAGCGGUACAAGCAGCCGGGCACCCUGGGCAGUCAGGACGGGCUGCAAAGACCACGGCCGAGGGGCGAUAAUCUGCAGAACUCCUCCAGGAAUGCCAACACUCAUCAUCCUCAGCAGUCCCAGUCACAGCCAGGUUCGAGAAUCGUGCGUAGCGGUGGAAAUCCGCGCCAGCAUCAGGUACACGAUGCUAGGACACGACCUCCAGGACAUCAUCCGGGCAGUUAUGGCCAUCCGGGUCAGACCCAGACUCUGCCAGGAGCCUGCCGGAAGCAUCCCAAUGCCGGUUCCAAUUUGAACCUGUAUCUUCACAAUGACUUGGACAGGCGUUUCUAUUUUGAAAAACCCGCUGUCUCGAAAUGUAAUCUCCACUCUCGGAGCUUCGCCAAAUCAUUGAAUGAACUUUGCACCGAGGCUGCUCCUCCGCCACCACCGCCUGCUCCACCGGCCACCACUACAGCACCGGCUCCCUCCCUGUUUGCCGAUCUGCCGCAGGAGUUCCCACUCACCAGGUCCGUGUCCACCACCACCGAGAUAUACACGGCACCGGUCGGAUCUGGGACAAGUGCGGCGCCACAAACAGGACAACUGAAGCGGAAACAGCAAAGAAACAUGGCCACCAACACUUCCGGCGUGCAGCUGGAGGAUCAGUCCAGGUUGGGUGGCCUGAAACGGGGCCUGCGAAAAACUAAGGAUGAACUCUUUCAGGAAUUCUGUCGUCGAGCGGGAAUGCGAAGUAAACCGAAGAAUAUUUAUUACAUUAGUGGCAGUGAGGGGGCUGGGGAGGAGGGCGAGGACGAAGGCAGGGCGGUGGAAAUGGAGCGGAGAGAGAAUGCAGGACAUGCGACAGACCCGGAAGUCCUGGACGAUGAUGAUGAGGAUGGCGAUGAUCACGGUUUCAGACAGUUUCGACUCGAAGAAGAUCAACUUUAUGUAGUGGGAGACCACGCCCAGUUGGUUGUCCCACGUCGCUCCUCCAUGGGCUUGGAUCCCUUGGGACAACCUUUGAGGCGUUUGAACUCGAAUCUCUCCCUUCACACGGAGCAGGGAGCUGGAACUGGAAUCGCUGGAGGAGCUUGGCCUCAAAUGCAAAGGAUGCCCUUCCCCCCACCGCCCAGCACCUUGCCACGCUGCUUCCUCCGGCAGUCCUCGGAUUCCCUGCAGAGUGGAGGCUACAAUACCCUGAGCAGCAGCCAGCAGAGGUUCUCCCAACUGAUGUUGCAACAUCAGCAGCAAUUGCAGCAACAGAAUCGCUACCUUUCCACCUUGACCUUGCCGGGAGCUGGGGGAACAGGCUCCGGAGGAGGAGUAGUAGGAGGUGGACAAGUCCCACCAAAAUCACAAGUUCAGUGGCCGGUGGCUAUACCAUCGUCGCCAUCAAACUAUUCCAAUGGUUAUCAGCAACAUCCACAGCCCAUUUAUCCAGGAGGAGGAGGAGGAGGAGCCGGAUCUGUACUGGGAUCUGCAGCAGGAGCAUCUAGCGCAUCCACAUCUCACCCAGCCAAAUUCCAAAGGGCCUAUGCCUUCGACGAUCCCCAAAGAAGGUCCAGCUAUGUGAGCGAUGCCUUUGAUCUGGACGAAAUUGAGCGGGAGCGGCGGAGAUCCCAUGCCAGUCUCUUUGGAUUAUCCCAGGGUAGGGAUCCCUACGAUCUCAUCAAUGGAACAGCAGUCUAA